AAUUUCCAAUUUUAUUAAUCAAAUCCUUCUGUGACGGAAAAGUAAUUCAAAUGGCUUUGAGAUUGCCUUUGUUGAAUUCCAAUUUUGCUUUGCCAACACUUCCUUCAAUUCGGCCUCUCAGCCGCCACUGACGACGCUCUCUCUCGCCGCACUAUGCAACAGCGUUUCCUCCCGUUUUCCAGUUAACCGUUUCGUCAUCUUCUUCCAUCGGAUUCGGUGAUGAAAGUCCCUCUCCUCAACCAGUUCUGAUUUAUAUUUUAUUGUAUAUUCUUCCUCCCAGCGAAAAUCCAGAUCAAAAAGCUUGUUGUUUUUCGUCCAAUCAUUGCCUCUCUAAUCCGGAAAAUAAAAAUAUUGGAUAGGAAUAGAUGGGGAAUUUGUUUGUGAAGAAGCCCAAAAUCACCGAGGUGGAUCGAGCGAUUCUCUCUCUGAAGACCCAGCGACGCAAGCUCGCCCAAUAUCAGCAACAGCUUGAUGCUGUCAUUGAAGCAGAAAAGCAAGCUGCAAGAGACUUGAUUCGUGAAAAGAAAAAGGACAGGGCCUUAUUAGCAUUGAAGAAGAAAAAGACGCAAGAAGAAUUAUUGAAGCAAGUUGAUACCUGGCUUAUUAACGUUGAGCAACAAUUGGCAGAUAUUGAACUGGCAAGCAAGCAGAAAGCUGUUUUUGAGAGCUUGAAGGCUGGUACUAAUGCGAUUCAAGCUAUUCAAAGUGAGAUCAACCUGGAUGAUGUUCAAAAACUAUUGGAUGAUACCACUGAAGCCAAAGCUUAUCAAGAUGAAAUUAAUGCAAUAUUGGGGGAGAAAUUAUCAGCAGAAGACGAAGAGGAGAUUUUAGCAGAAUUUGAGAACUUGGAAAGUCAGAUCAUCGUUCAAGAUCUGCCUAAUACACCUGAUGAACUCGAUGUGAAGUUGGACCUUCCAGAUGUACCAACCAAAGCACCAGUUGUACCUGAAGUGGUUUCAGAUGAUGCUGAAGUUUCCACCAAGAGAAAGGUUAUGGAGGAACCAUUGCCUGCUUGAUUGGGAAGUUGACAUUGACAUUGACAUAAUAUGGAGCUGUUUUCUUACUUCAAUGGACCAUCUCCUAGUGAACAGCAUCUAUGAAUUUGGUACCUCUAUUUUUUUUUUUGGUCAGUUUAUGGAUUCUUGCAAUUGUGUACCAUCUUUAAAUAUUCCCAUAUUGGGCUGUACAUUUGUGUAUCUUUACAAUGUUGUUCAUGUACAAAAUACUGGUCUCCGGAUCAUAUAAAAUUAUUUAUGUUUCUUGGUUAUUUA
Molecule: messenger RNA, 1271 nt
Organism: Corylus avellana
Lineage: Eukaryota; Viridiplantae; Streptophyta; Magnoliopsida; Fagales; Betulaceae
Gene: VPS20.2
Product: vacuolar protein sorting-associated protein 20.2
Biological process (GO): vesicle budding from membrane; late endosome to vacuole transport via multivesicular body sorting pathway
Cellular component (GO): ESCRT III complex; multivesicular body
Source: RefSeq, a predicted model, not a curated record